GAAUAAUCUCAGAAAACCUGCGUAUUUCUGUGUCAAAGCCAAGUCUUUGCAGAACAAACGUCUCCAUAAUGAAUAAAAACAUCAAAUUCCUCCAAACAUAAGAAGAAUCAAGUGAUUAUAAGAGUCCUGACAGCUGGCCUGAUCUUUGAAUCAAACUGAUUAUAAACCACCCGCUGCUCUCCUCCACACACAUGCUUCCACACAAAGAGCGGAUUGGACAGUAGCUAAUGAGAUGACUGCUAAUCCUCGGGGCUGAAGGUAAAAAAGUAAUGGCCCUCUCCUCGUCGCGCACCAACACGACACAAAACCCACAUUCAGAAAGAAACAAACAUCAAACAUCACAUGGGGUCUGUUUGAGGGAAAGAAGAGGAUCAGAGGUCAAGGAAGGGGACCGGAGGAUAAAACCGAGGCUUUUUUGUGYGACCGGCAACAAGAAGAUCCUUUAGGGAAGGGAGGGAGGAAGGAAGGAGUGGAGGAAGGAGAGGAAGGAAGGAGCGACACUAAUUAGAGCUACGUCCUGCUCUGAGGCAGGCCAGAGGCCAAAACAGGACAGGAGGUGUGAACUCUAAGGUUGCUGCCAUGGCGAGGUCUGGUCGCCCGGCCUCUGAGAGUUACCAGUCCGUUUGCUGCUCAGUGGGUCAGGCCUUGACCUCCACUGGUGAAGCUGGGGUUUUGGAGGACGAGGACGACCGGGCGCCCAUUUUCUCCCUCUCCAAGAGCUCCGUGGACGUCGUCGUGGCGGCGGGCUCGCCGCACAAGCGGGACCCCGCCUGGACCAGGCUGAACCUGAAGCGCAGCUCCAGCACCAACACGCACUCGGACCAGAACCGGGGCACGCUCCAGCGGCUGCGCCACGACAAGUGGCGCCACAACAGCCACCAGUUCUCGCCCACCACCCAGAACGAGGACCUGAUGAGCCCCCCGCCGCCGCUCAGCGAGCGCUGGCUCUCCAACACGCAGCGCUGGAGCGGCUGCAGCAGCAGCACGCACAGCCGCAGCAGCACGCCCGACACCGUCGUGUGGAAGGAAGGCYCGUCGCGGCCCGCGAGUCUCAACCAGGACGCUGCUCCCGACUCGCCCAUGUCCAAAAUAACGUCUCCUCCGACCACACCCUCGCCGUUCAUCUCCCCCUUUCACAGCCCUACUUCACCACCCGAGGAUCUUUUGGCUUCGCCCUCUUCCUCCCCGUUAAACAUGAGCGCACAGCGGCUCCCCGAACCUGCCCUCUGUUCCACCGGCUCCUCGGAGAAGCUUUUGUUUCAGUUCCCUUCCCCGGUCCCGUCACGUUUCAGCUUGGCGGAUGCAGAGGGGUGUUCAGACCCUGCRUACCUCGUCAACAAUAUAAUCAAAGAGCCGCCCAGUCCUGGAGACAACCAGGGGUUGGAAAGAAAAGCUGCGAGUACCGCAUCGCAAAUGAGCCACAACUCAGAGGCAAACUCUUUCGAAGCAAAACCGGACAUCAGAACAUCGGGUUGUCAUGAGCUGCCAGGGCAGGUAGAUCGAAACCUUUUACUGGAGCAAGGCUGGAGAUCACCGCUGGUUUCUUCCCUGAGCGAUUCACAACUGGGGGACYACUCCAGGUGCAACACGACCCCCCUGAAAGGAGCUCUGAAGACUUCUAAGAUGUACAAAGAAGAAGCAACAAUGACUUCUCAGCUGGACAUGGUGGACGCUGCCGUGCAGACAGUCUCUCCUUUAGGCUCCAGCUGUGACCUCCAGAGGGACAUGUCCACCUCCAACACUGGGUUGCAUUCUCUCCUGGGUUCUCCGCCUGGAUCCAGACUGAACCUGAAGUCUCCCACGGGAUCCCACUCCAACCUGGUUUCGGCCUCUUCCAGCAUGUUCCCCGUAAGCAGCGGUGAAGAGGAGGACAAGAAGAAGGGAGGCCCGGAGUGGGACGUCGCCUCUGGCUCCCCAAGCAGUUUGGAGAGGAGGAGGUCGUGUCUGAAGCUGCAAGCGGAGGAGCGAGAAGACCGUAGCAGGAGGGGCAGCAUGAAGCAGGUGCAGUGGGACGAGGAGGGCUUGACGUGGGACAUCCACGGCGCCGCCGUGAACCCCGAGGAGCUGAGCAGCGCCAUCCAGAAACACCUGGAGCUCAAGAACAGCCCCAAACCCCCGAGGCCUUCCUCRAAGAAGAAGAAGGCGCCGAUGCCUCCUCUCAUAUCCAACAUGGUGACRGCGAUGGAUCCUGACGUGAGCCCRCCCGCCAUGAGCAUUAAGUGCUUGGUGGAGGGCGAGAGCGAGGUAACCCUGGCUCCAGGAGGAGAAGAGGGGAAGCAGGAAGCGGAGGGCAAAAGGCAGGAGACGGAGGGGGCGAAUCGCAGGAGAAGCAGAACUGAGCAAGAAAAUGCAAAAAAUAUGGAGGGGAAGGAGGCGCAACAAGAGGAGGAGGUCAGCAGCGUGAGGUCACCCACAUGUGAGAGGAAACACAGCAAGAAGAAGACUAAGAGUGGAUCUCUGAUGAGGAGGGGAUGGUGCGGAGGCUCCAGAAAGACAGACGACUGAUGCUGGACACUGACU
This is a messenger RNA of Austrofundulus limnaeus, 2520 nucleotides long. RefSeq lists its product as uncharacterized. The record is from RefSeq and is a predicted model, not a curated record. NCBI's taxonomy places the organism in Eukaryota, Metazoa, Chordata, Actinopteri, Cyprinodontiformes, Rivulidae.